This is a messenger RNA of Lymnaea stagnalis (great pond snail), 252 nucleotides long. Lineage: Eukaryota; Metazoa; Mollusca; Gastropoda; Lymnaeidae. The record is from the annotation of a GenBank genome assembly.
CUACCAUGGAUACCAGGCCACUCUGACAGUUUGCUCCACAACAGAGCUGAUGAGAUGGCUAAGAAUGGAGCAAGGCUCAAGCAACCAGAUCAUCAUCCAUCUUUUGAAUCUCUGAAAGGAAGGCUUAAAAGUGUAUACCAUGAAAAAUGGUUGACACAGUGGGCUAACUGUAAUACUGGAAGGUCCGUAUGGAGAUACCAAAAAGCUCCAAACAGCUCUGACCCAUGGUGGUCGCUAACAAGAAAACACCAA